CAACAGCUAGUUAGCGUGACGUCACGCGCCUUGUCCAGAAACGGCUAGCUAGCGGCACGUCACGUGCGUUGUCUGGCAACAGCUAGUUAGCGUGACAUCACGUGCCUUGUCCAGAAACGGCUAGCCAGCGGCACGUCACGUGCCUUGUCUGAUACCAGCUAGUUAGCGUGACGUCACGUGCGUUGUCUGACACCACCUAGUUAGCGUGACGUCACGUGCCUUGUCCAGAAACAGCUAGCCAGCGGCACGUCACGUGCGUUGUCUGGCAACAGCUAGUUAGCGUGACGUCACGCGCCUUGUCCAGAAACAGCUAGCCAGCGGCACGUCACGUGCGUUGUCUGAUACCAGCUGUUAGCGUGACGUCACGUGAGUUGUCUGACAGCAGCAGCUGAGUUAUGUUCCGUUAAAUACUUUGUGUUUAGAUCCCAGCUGUUCACCUUCAGUUUAUUUAAUACUCACGUUUCUUAUUUAAUGAGGGUCCAUGUGCAUAGAAAACACUCAAUCUACUUCAGUUAUUUAUUUACGCACUUUAUUGUUAUUAUUUAUUAUCUGGUGAUUAUUUUGGAUUUCCAGGUCCAGAAAGUUGCUAGUUUUUCAUCUAAUUUGUACUUAUUUCUACAUUUAGUAGCUUAAUAGUAACAUUUAAUUUACAUAAACUACUUUAAAUACUGUGAAGUUGACCUGUGGCUGAUUGGUUCUGGGUUUGUUAAGGUUCAUAAGCCUGACAGUGGGAACCGAACCCUCAUGCAGUCCGUAAGUGGGGCAUUCUGAUUAUUCCUAAUUACUCUACUGCUCUUUAAUGCAUAUAUAUAUGCACACACAUGUGUGUGUGUGUGUGUGUGUGUGUGUGUAUAUAUAUAUAUAUAUAUAUAUAUAUAUAUUAGUUGAAACCAUAUACAUAAUAUAUAAUUUGUACAUUUUUUCUUAAUAUUGCAAAGCAACUAACGCUUUAAAUACAUAUAAUCCUAGAGAGAAGUAAAAACUACACUUAUUUUUAUGAAACGUCGGCGUCGCCUGACUUCCUGUUAUGUCUGGCUGUCUGGUGAGCAUGACCCACACACGCACACACGCACACACACACGCGCUCUGUCUCAGGCAGUCUGGAUCCCACAGAAGACACACAGACACACAAGACGGCCGCGUCUCGUCACACGCAGCACAUCACCGUCCCGGUGAGUGGAUGUACCUGUCUGAACACGUUACUGCGUCCGUCUCUCUUUGUCUCUGUGUCUGUCCGAUCAGUACUUUGCUCACUGUACUAUUACAUUAGUAAUGUGUAGACAGUACUGUUUUAACAUAGUAGUACAAUAAUGAAAUAACACUAUUAUAGUUCCUCAGUAUUUUAGUACUAUAGUGUUUUAGUAAUGUAGUACUACUAGUAUUACUGCUGUAAUAUUGUGUAGCUGUUUGAGUAGUACUGUUGUCUUGUCCCUCAUGGCUGUCUCCGUUGAUCAGGGGACCAUGUCUGUCCUCGGCCCCGGCAUCGUUCACAGCCUGAUGUUCCAUCGGCAGGGAGGCGACAACGAGGGCUUCGCCAAGCGCGCCAUCGAGAGCCUGCUGAAGAAGCUGAAGGAGAAGAGGGAGGAGCUCGACUCCCUCAUCACCGCAGUGACCACCAACGGCCUCCACCCGAGUAAAUGUGUGACCAUCCAGAGGACGCUGGACGGACGGCUGCAGGUAGCAGGUAGAAAAGGCUUCCCUCAUGUGAUCUAUGCCCGUCUGUGGCGCUGGCCGGACCUCCAUAAGAACGAGCUGAAACAUGUAACCUUCUGUCAGUUUGCCUUCGACCUGAAGUACGACAGCGUGUGUGUGAACCCGUACCACUACGAGAGAGUGGCGCCCCCCGCCGCCGCAGGUCCAACGUCUCUGAUGAAGGAGGAGUUCAUGAUGGACUCACCCCCCCACUCUGACCUCUACAGCCAGCUCCGCUCUCUCAGCAUGUAUCUCAACAUGCCCCUCUCUCCUGCAGCCUCCUGCAGGGUCACCGCGCAGGUCACAGGGUCACAGCACCACAGCUCUUCCCCGUAUCUACAACCAGUGUCCAAGCACCCCGAGUUCUGGGGCUCCAUCUGCUACUUUGAGUUGGAUGUGCAGGUCGGGGAGAUGUUUCAGGUCCAGUCUAGCUGCGCUGUGGUCACCAUGGACGGCUGCGUGGAUCCUUCAGGCGGAGACCGUCUCUGUUUGGGGCAGCUGAGUAAUGUCCACCGCACCUCGUCCAGCCACCGAGCCAGGCUCCACGUCGGCCGGGGGGUGCAGCUGGAGAGCCGUGGGGACGGGGACGUCUGGAUGCGUUGCCUUAGUGACCACGCGCUGUUCGUCCAGAGUUGGUACUUGGACCGCGAGGCGGGCCGAGCCCCCGGAGACGGAGUCCAUAAGAUCCACCCCGGAGCUUACGUCAAGGUCUUUGACCUGAGGCAGUGUCACAGGCAGAUGCAGCAGCAGGCAACAGCAGUUGUUGGUGCGAUUCCGGGGUCGGGCAGCGUGGGGGGCAUCGCCCCUGCAGGCCGUGUGUGUUCCUCAGCAGACGUCGGCGCGGACGACCUGCGGCGGUUGUGCAUCGUGCGCCUGAGCUUCGUCAAAGGUUGGGGGUCCGACAACCCACGUCAGAGCAUCAAGGACACACCCUGCUGGCUGGAGGUCCACCUGCAUCGAGCGCUGCGGCUGCUCGACCAGGUGCUACACCAGACCACGUGGUCUGACACAGCCGCGCCUCCUCUGUGGGCUUCGGGUGGGCGGGGCUUUGCUCACGGGACGGCCAAUCAGUGGGGUUCAUAAGCUCCACCCCCAGGCCACCGCUUGUUGGUCGGUUCUGAACAGCCUCAGACCAUCAGAUGAGCGCAGCAUCACAGAGCUGACAGCUUUUCAAAAAACCUCGGAGUGAGAUUUUGUCGGGUGACCAACAUGUUGCCGCACACGCAGCUCAUAUAUCAGCAGAUUGUAAUUCACUUGGCGUAGUUCCGCGUUGUACGCUGCUUUCUGGUGGUUGAUCGGGUGCCUGCUGGAGAUGGACACUGGUUACAUUCUGAGCAGCAGACACAGCUGAAGGUUCCCCCCAGGACGUGUUGGUUUACGUAGAGGUUAUUUCAUGCAUUCCAGUGUAUUUUUGGGUGGUCUGCCUGAACUUAUUCUCAUUCAUGUUCAUCUGCUCAUGACUUGAGGGGCCUUCUAGACUUGAGCUGAACAUUCAACCAGAAAACUGUUGCUGUGCCUCAAUGAGCGUCUAUGG
Gasterosteus aculeatus aculeatus (three-spined stickleback) is the source of this 3226-nucleotide messenger RNA. The record is from RefSeq and is a predicted model, not a curated record. NCBI's taxonomy places the organism in Eukaryota, Metazoa, Chordata, Actinopteri, Perciformes, Gasterosteidae.